AUGAGGUCGCCUUUUCCUGGUUUACUGCCGACCCUGCCAGGGUCAACUCAAGCGCCUUUAGCGGAUGUUUCAUCGAGCACCAUUACCAGUGAUUCCGAACACCCGGAAUUUCUAUUUGCGUCCGCAGAGACAGAGCCUCGAGCCAUCAGCCGUGAGCAGCACCCCGGAUUAUUGUCGCCAAGAGUUCAGGAUGCCUGGGAUACUCUUCGAAAGAUCGAACCCGCUGUUUCUCAGACCGAUAAGCCUAAUGGUUUACUCGGCUACACCUUACACUACGGCCGCGAAGCCUUUCGGAUACUGUUUAUGAAUGGUCCAUCUGUCACUGGAAAGGCCGAUCGGAAGAUAAACCCGACCGUUGCACGAGCUGUGGAGGAACUGAAAGGAGCAGCCGAUGAGGAUGAGGACCCAGAUGCCAUCUUUCUUCUUGCGGAGAUGAAUUUUUAUGGCAACUUCACUCAUCCGCGCAACUUCAGCGAAGCUUUCCUGUGGUACAGUGACUUGGCAUGGCUCGAAGGCAACAGCACGGCCCAGUCCAUGCUUGGAUUCAUGUAUGCGACAGGGAUUGGUAAUGCCGUUGAGCGCGAUCAAGCAAAGGCGUUGAUGUACCAUGAGUUCGCCGCGGAGGGAGGAAAUACACGGUCGGAGAUGACGCUGGCGUAUCGAUACCACACCGGCAUUGGAACCCCCAAAGAUUGCGAGCACGCUGUUGCUUAUUACAAGCGAGUCGCUGAUAAGGCGAUGGCCUACAAGAAGUCCGGUCCACCGGGCGGCCACGCCAUGAUCAGAGAGUCUUAUCGUUGGGCAGAUGAGGAGGGAGGCGUAUAUGGAGAGGGAGCUAGUGUGUCAAGUUCCGGCCUCAACGCCAAGGACCACAACAAAGCCACUCAAGAGUCUAGUGUGGAUGAUGUUAUCGAGUUCUUAGAUCUCAUGUCCCGUAAGGGCCAACUGUCGGCGACCUUCUCCCUUGGAAAGAUGUAUUACGAGGGUGCUCGUGGCCUGCCUCGCAAUUUCACCAAAGCCAUGAGAUAUUUCAGAGUCAUCACCGCAAAAUACUGGAAAAAGGAUUGGUCUAUUGUGCAGAACCCUCCGGCUGGACUCGACAAGGUGGCCGCUAAAGCGGCAGGGCAUAUUGGUCUGAUGUACCUUCGUGGAGAAGGUGUCAAGCAAGAUUUUACCCAUGCACUGGCCUGGUUUAAACGAGGCUUGGUGAAUGGCGAUGAUCUCUGCGAGUAUCAACUGGGAUUGAUGUAUCUUCACGGUUAUGGUGUCCCCCAAGAUGCCUGGAAGGCUUCUGAAUACUUCAAAGCGGCAGCGGAGCAGGACUACCCGGCUGCCGAAACGCAACUGGGUGCGUUGUUUCUAGACCAAGGCGACGUGAAUACUGCGGCACGCUACUUUGACAUCGCAGCCCGACAUGGCUGGAUGGAGGCCUAUUACUACCUCGCCGAGAUGGCCAACUUUGGCAUUGGAAGACAGAGACACUGCGGCGUGGCUUCUGCAUACUACAAGAUGGUUGCUGAAAAGGCAGAAAUCAUGCACUCUGCUAUUGCAGAAUCCAACGCGGCCUACGAGUCUGGUGACAAGGAGACUGCUUUGGUUUCAACAAUGAUGGCCGCCGAGCAGGGAUAUGAGAAUGCUCAAGCUAAUGUGGCUUAUCUCCUUGAUGAACAUCGGUCCUUGCUUCCUCUGGAUACCAUCCUACCUUGGAUUCGCCAAACUCCGUCCUCUUUACUACGAAAUACUGCACUCGCAUUAAUCUACUGGACCCGAUCUGCCAAGCAAGCAAAUAUCGAUUCUUUAAUCAAAAUGGGAGAUUACUACCUUGCUGGCACUGGUGCUAUCUCGGAUGCCGAAAAAGCAUCUACUUGCUAUCACAAUGCGGCAGAUGCUCACCACAGUGCACAGGCGUAUUGGAAUCUGGGAUGGAUGCAUGAAAACGGAGUGGCCGUGGCGCAAGAUUUCCACAUGGCCAAGCGGUACUAUGAUCUGGCCUUGGAGACCAACAAGGAAGCCUACCUGCCUGUAAAACUUAGUCUGCUGAAGCUGCGAGCUCGCGGUUAUUGGAACCGCAUUACCAACGGAGACAUCAAUCCCAUUCGCGAUGAUGAAGAAGCCAAACCCCGUCGCACCUUUAAAGAAUGGCUCUCCGCGUUCAUUGAAAACGAUGAAGCUGCCUAUUAUCAAGAGCUCUACGAGGCUCACGCCGAAGAUGAAGACUUCAUGGGAACUCGUGGUUUAGAAUCCGACCAUGAUGACGGUUAUUAUGAUGACCUUGAGUUUGACAUUGAUGAAAGCAUACUUGAGGGUCUCCUCAUCGUUGGGUUAGCGGCAACUUUGCUUGUCCUAGUUUAUAUUCGACAGCAGCAACAACGGAAUAGGCAGAACCAGAAUGCUGCGAACCAAGCGAAUGGCAAUGGCAAUGUGAAUGCAAAUGUCAAUGGCAAUGCAGGAAAUGACCGAGGUCUAUUCCCGCGGCCUGAAGACCCUGAAUUUAGGCAGUGGGUAGUUGGUGGUGUGGGCCAUUGA
Messenger RNA from Penicillium verhagenii, 2526 nucleotides. RefSeq names its product ubiquitin ligase complex subunit HRD3. The transcript is spliced from 4 exons. The record is from RefSeq and is a predicted model, not a curated record. Gene Ontology annotation, molecular function: protein binding. Gene Ontology annotation, biological process: ERAD pathway. The coding region runs from base 1 to 2526 and encodes 841 amino acids. Lineage: Eukaryota; Fungi; Ascomycota; Eurotiomycetes; Eurotiales; Aspergillaceae. Gene Ontology annotation, cellular component: endoplasmic reticulum membrane.